This is a messenger RNA of Asparagus officinalis (garden asparagus), 324 nucleotides long. RefSeq names its product 60S acidic ribosomal protein P0-like. Gene Ontology annotation, cellular component: cytosolic large ribosomal subunit. Gene Ontology annotation, molecular function: large ribosomal subunit rRNA binding; structural constituent of ribosome. The transcript has a single exon. The coding region runs from base 1 to 324 and encodes 107 amino acids. Gene Ontology annotation, biological process: cytoplasmic translation; ribosomal large subunit assembly. Lineage: Eukaryota; Viridiplantae; Streptophyta; Magnoliopsida; Asparagales; Asparagaceae. The record is from RefSeq and is a predicted model, not a curated record.
AUGAUCAAGAAAGGAGACAAAGUGGGUUCCUCUGAGGUUGCCCUCCUUGCUAAACUUGGGAUAAGAUCCUUCUCAUACGGAUUAGUGGUUCUCUUUAACUAUGACGAUGGAUCUGUCUUUAGCCCAAAGGUGUUCAACUUCACUGAGGGUGAUCUCAUUGACAAGUUUACAGCUGGUGUUGCUACGAUUGCUUCGCUGUCAUUAGCUCUCUCUUACCCAACUCUUGUAGCUGCGCCUCAUAUGUUUAUCAAUGCAUAUAAGAACAUCCCUACUGGUGUUGUUGGCACUGAAUACACAUUCAUACAAGUUUUAGGAGUAUCUUAA